GAAGAUGCCUUAGGCCGAAAGUAGCCGGGCGUCAAAACAGAUUCAAACAUUGACUGACUUCGCGGUCCAGUAGAAUACGUGCUGUAUCAUGCAGGAAGGCUGUGACUGAAAAACAACAUUGCGAAGAAGAAGAGAAGAAAGAAGAAAGUACUUCAACUUCAGGGAAAAGUCAUGGCGGAAAAUGCAGAACUUGUAUUUUUCGAUACGUUUUCUCAUGAAAGUUCUGAAGAAAUAAAUUUAGAUCUUGUGCAGUUUCCCAACAUAGUAUAUAUUAGUGAAGUUCGCAUCAUCCCUUUGGGAGCAAGGGUUCAAGCUGAUUUCCCUGGUGGUGUUAGACUUGGAGCCACCAACCCUUCACAAUUUGAGAUUGAGUUUUUUGUAAAUGAUUUGGAAAAAUCUGGAGCGUGCACAUUUGAAAGCUUGGGUGGUUUUGAAUACAAACAAAAUGGAAGUAUUCACCUGGAGUGCAAAAGAAAGGUGCCCACUGAUGGUCUUGUGCUCCGGGGCUGGUAUACCACUAUCACUUUGGCAGUGUAUGGAAUUCCCCGGGACGCCAUGCAAGAACAGACUCCUACAAAUGCUCAUUCCCAUUCACACCUCACACUACCUCUCGGGUCUGAAUCCCUACCUCCAGAGGCUGUUGCAGCCAGUGCAGCAACUCAGGAAUGGGUUCAACAGCAUGCCCAGGUUGCUGGAGCCGAGCGGGCUUAUAUGGUAGACUCUAAUCGGGGUGAUCCGUACAACGGUGGUUACCAAACAGAGCAACACCAAUCAAUGCCUCUUGGGCCUGUAUCGGGAGACUACACUUCAUUACCAAUCAAUCAUAACUAUCAUGACGACUGGAGCCAACAAGGAAACCAUGGUUCUCAAGCCUCCCGAUCGGGCCUCACUAGGGUGAAUGAUGGAUAUGACACAUCAAAGGAUGGUCAACGCCCUUACGACUCUGAGCCUCUUCCAUGGGAAACGACCAGUUCUCGCCCUGAAGACAAAAUGCCUUGGGACAGGAAAGAUAGAGAACGCGAACGUGACAGAGACCGCGAACGCGAUCGAGAUCGUGACAGAGGCAGAGAGCCUGAUCGUGACAGAGACCGACUGAGAGACAGAGGGCGCGGCAGAGAUGUGUACAGCAGGGAGAGGAGUCGUGACAGAAGUCGUGACAGAAGUCGUGACAGAAGUCGUGACCGAAGUCGUGACAGAAGUCGUGAUAGAAGUCGUGAUAGAAGUCGUGAAAGGAGUCAUGACAGAAGUCGGGAAAGGAGUCAUGACAGAAGUCGUGAAAGGAGUCAUGACAGAAGUCGGGAAAGGAGUCGUGAUAGAAGCCGUGACAGGUCAACAGACAGAGACUGGGAGGAACGCCGAAGAGAUGACAGGGAUAGACUCAGGGACAAAGUGAGAGAGCGCAGCAACAGUGGCUCAAGAGACUAUAAUCGAGCAGUGUCUCGUGAUCGAGAUAGAGACCGUGAUCCUGAUUGGGACAACAAGAGAAGAAGUGGAGAAUGGCCUCGAAGAGAAAGGGACCAUGACAGGGACCACAAUAGAUCUUCCAAUUCAUGGGGUGAUCACUCACCAGAUGACCAUCACCGGGCUGCUCCUUACGCAGGGCAGAGAGACAGGGACCGAGAGCGGGACAGGGGGUCUCAUGCUGCCGACUGGGCAGAGGAGAGGGAUCGCGAUGAAGCUCCCAGCAGGAAGCGCCCCAGAACGCCUCCCAUCCCUCCCCAUGUGCCACACAAGAGACCUCAUACUCCUCCUGAAGAUAAAGCACCACUGUCUCCAUCAUUGAUCCCACCACCUCCACAAUCUAAAGACAUGACUUCCCCACCUCCCUCUCAAGUUCAGUUUGGAUCAAUAUCACCGGGUGAUGUUGAAUCAAUAUCUGAAGGAGAAAUUCCUGAAGCUGAUCCUGAUGCUGAGCUGGACAGUGCUAACUUAUGUGGGUCAGAAAUGGAUUCUUCCUCAUUGCCCCCACAGAGCUCCAAGGAUUUUGAAUCUGCAGCAGAUAAAACUGCCUCCCCAGAUCUAAACCUAGACAACACAGCUGGCACCCCUAUUCAAGACGAUUUUGUUGAUGAAUUUAAAACUGGUGUCAUGAGGCCGUUGACCGUGGACCCUAUGCUAGACGACGCCCGAGAGAGGGAAGCUGCGGCCCACCUGGCGCUGCUGGCUUCCGGUGGAGACACCUCGGUUCUUGCUGCCGCGGUUGCGGCGGCUGCCGCGGCCUCCCGGCCUCCCCUUCUGGCCACGCCCAGCCCUCUGGCCUCGCCCGCGGCCUCAGUGUCCUCGACGGCCUCGGCACCCAUGUCAUCUUUGGCCUCGGCCACAGCGCCCACCUCAGUCCCCACAUCGGCCUUGGCCUUGGCCACCUCGCCAGCGUGCCACCCGUCCGCCAGUGGCGCGAGUGGCGCCAACCAGCAUGCCGCUCCUGUGCCUGCCUCCAUCUCGGCCAGCAGCCCAGCCGGCGCCGCAGUCACCCUGGGGGCCUCCACCGCCUCCACGCCCCCGGCCACUUCGCCCGGGCCGUCGGCUGCUCCAGGCACGCCCGUUGGCACGCCUCCCACCGCCACCGCCUCUCUCACUUCCUCGCCAGUCAAUGCCAUACAUCUUUCUGUAGCUGUUUCGAGUGCCGUGGAUUCACCAUUCAAUCAAGAUGAAGCAAGUCUUGAUGGAGAGCAGUUCGAACCCAUCCUCAGUGAUGAAGAUAUUGACGAUGACUGUCAGUUUCAGGACUUGGACUUUUUCCCUGAUGAAGCUGAGGAGCUUAGUAAAGCAUUUAAUCCUUUCCACUUUGAUUAUCAGCCCCUGGUGUAUUUGAAGGACCCAUGUAUAUCUUCUUCUGAAGCUCAGUUCAUUAGGAAAUGUCAGAUGCAAGAGAAAAAACAUUCAAGAGAUAACAAAACUACUUCAAAUUCUGAAAACCAGAGCUUUGUGCAAAUCCCUUUAUUGGUUGAAGAAAUGCCUGAAGAAGCUCAUAAGCUUGAGGAAGUUGUGUUACAGUUUGACGAUAUUUGUUCAAAAAAAGAAAUGAGAGAGGGUUGGGUUCAUGCAGCAGAGCAGGCUUGUAAUGUGAUUCUCCCCGGCCUCCCAUUCACUCAAAAAAGAAUAGACAUUCUUAAACGUCUUGUGUCUUGGGUUCAAGUCGGCCUUAAUUUUAACAUGGCCCUCCUGCAACCUCAACCCGGUUACAAAAUACGUCACAUCAAAGUUGGAGUUCGUUUGGUAGAGAUUCUUUGUAUGUGUAGUGGAGCUUUGGCUGAGCUCCUCAUUGUGAAUGAAAAAAUUCAUCAACGCCUUUUACAACUCUACCAUAUGGAUUGCAUGUCAUUAUCUAUAAGACUGAUGAUUCUCAGAGCAUUAGAUGCCAGUCUUUGCAAUAGGUUUGCUGUUGAACAUUUCUUGCUCCUGCAAGUGUCUGUACCCCGUGUAAAUGGUUUGAAACUGGCUGACAGGCUUAAAUUUAAGAAAGAAAAUUCAAAGAAAAGCAAAUUUGUCCAGGAAGAACCUGAAGAGCUUGAAGAGAAAGCCAAAGACACCCAGGUGAAGAAUGAAGGACAUGAACAUACAAAUACUUCAUUCAAGGAAGAAAAAAUGGAACUAAAUGAAGAGACCAACAGUAAAACUCGUAAAAAUGAAACAUUUUCUCUAGAAAAGUUACAAGGCAAUCUAAAUGAAGAAACAGUGGAAGGGACACAUUUAGAAAUGUUGAAUGAAGAAAGACAAGAUGCAGAGGGGAAGAGAAGCAAAGAGACAGUAUUAAAAGAUCAACCUGAGUGGUUACAGGAAGAAAACCCCCAGCAUUGCAAAAAUAGUUCUAAGAGAGGAAAUUUUGUCUUCAAGAAGAUUGUAGUGAAUGAUAAUGGGAAGAAGUCAGUCCGUUAUUUCAAAAGGAGGGUCUCUUUACAUGGUACUCAGAAAUAUUCAGGACUGAACGGUUAUCAAGCAUUGAUAUUAAUGUUUAAGACCGAAAAACUAUCCCGGACUAAAUUUGCUCUGUGCAAUUUAAUUCGUAAACUACAUUUUUAUGAAGUUCUUGAGAAGUUCAAAAGUACUGUCAAGUCACUGAUCAGUAUCAAUCUUGAUGCUUCUGAGAAAAAGACGAAAUUAAUAGACAAUUUAUUUAAAUCUAUUGUUGAUGUUUCCUCUGUAGAAAACUCAUCAGAGUUUGAAUUGAUGGACACUCUGGUAGCUUGUCUUUCAGAAAUAACUUCAAUUUACAACCAAGCUCCACUCAUGCUUGCUCAGCCAAAGAGGUUUUUGCCAGGCCAUGCACAGUUUGACUUGGGUGCCUGUUGUCAAGAAGUCCAGCGUCCCUAUCCUGCUUUAUUUUCAUUUCUUCACUGUCACAGUUUUUUGGAGUGUUGUAACGUUCUUCUGACUUCACCUCUGACAAUGAGUUGUAGCAUAGUUUUGAGUCCUUUAUUCAAUGUAAUCAAAGCCCUAGCAGAUUCUCAUGAGGGACUGCAAUAUUUGGCAACUCAUACAGAUUCUACCAAUGUAUUACUACGCAUUCUCUUACAACAGUCUUCUAGUGAUGAACUUCUUGACGAAUCUACAAUCUCGCCAUCGUCAUCACAAUACCUAGGAUUGUGCAUUGCUUACCGUCUUCAAGCUCUUCAUUUCAUUGACCUGAUACUGGAUGCAGUAUCUUCUGGGAACACGGAUCCUGAGAGGCACGAAGUUUUUGAGAAUUUAUUAGGCUUGUAUUAUCUUAGCUUUUCUAAUGUGGGAAAGAGUUCCCUCAUACAUGUCUUAAGUAGAGGAGAUUUUAUGAAAGUCCUGCUGAACCUUGCCACAUACAUUGCCCCUGAAGCUGAUACCAAGUAUAAAAAAUUUCCAGGGAAGAAUUUUGUAGAUGAUUUGAUAACUUGUAUUGUGAAGCUCAAUGAGAAUGGUUCAUUUCUUCAACAGUUUGGUUUACAAAUUCUGAGGAUUGCAAGAAAUUCAAAUUCCAAACUCCAUGAAGUCGUACCCUAUUUGCAAGUUGUUGAGAACACACAGCUAUUUUCCUAUGAUGAUAUAUCACAACUCUGUGAUAUUGUGAAGAGGAAUAUUGACCAAACAGCUACAUUCCCAGGGGAGCUCAUCACUACUCUACGUAUUUUGCGGCACCUUGCUGUAUCUUCUUACAGCCUAGAGAACUGUUUUGACAACAAUGCAAACUAUCAAUUUUCCUAUCUGGAACUGAAGCAUAAAUUUGUAGUUCUGGAACUAUUUUCACUUGAUGGUGUCUCGCACAUGACAGCAAUCCUAGCCAAAAUGUGUGAGGCGUACGACCAGCCUGCCCUACAUGCCUCUGUAUUUUUGGGCAUGCGAGGAGCUGUUAUCACAUCAAUCAUCUUGCCAGCACUGGAGCUGCUGCGCCAUAUGCUAACUUUGGUUAUCCAAUGCCGUAACACAGACUUCCGAGAUUUGACCGCCAUUGGUGUUCUUCUCAAGACCUACACUCUUUUGCAUGCUUUCCCAAGUGGAGCCCUAGCGACUGAUUCAGCCCAAAGAGGGUGCAAAGAAGUCAUUGAGACUCUGCUGGCCUAUACUCAGCCAGUCCAGCUUGAGUCUUUGUCUGAGAGUGAGGGUCUCAACAAGAGCUUGUGGACGUUGAUGAUGGCUGAAGUCUUGAAGUAUGUGACGACUAAUGCCCAUACGUUCAUGUCUGGCCUGCUCAUGGUGUCUGAAUUGCUGCCCUUGCCCCUCCCUGUCCAAACUCGUUCACCUUUACCACCUGAAGAAGUUGCCCUAGCAAUGAGUAGUCGCAAACUUUGGUGUGCACAUUUGCAUUCACAGAGUGCUGUCAUUGGGGACCUUAUUUCCACUAUGUGUGGAAGUUCAUGUCCACCCCUACUUCAGUUGCUGAGGAGAGUGUGUGUCCAACUUUCUGACCUGGCUGCUCCAACAGCUCUUGUUGUUGCCAGAUCUGUUUUGGAUGCAAUUCUUGUCAGUUUGAAUGUCAACACUAAAGCCCCACCAAAUAUUGCUGCACCAACUGAAGGACCUUGUACCAGCCAUACAGCUCGCUUACUCAACUUUUUGGCUUGUCUAAUUUCGCAUGCAUCUGUGAAGUGUGCGGUUUUAAACCUUCUAUGUGCAGGGGUUUGUGGCAGUGGAGUGAAAUCUGAUGAAAGAUUCCCUCAGCUUGUCACCCACCUGUGCAAUAUCUUACGAAAUGCACAUGAUUCUUCAUCACAUGUUCAAGCCCAAGAGUGUGUGGUAUCAGUGCUCCAAUCGCUCUGUGAUGUUGACAUAUCACUCGUGCCUCCCCCCACACCUGGAUCCGAUUCAGCCUUAAGUCACCAGAUAUAUUUGGCUUGUGCCCUCCCACCACGAGAUCUUCUCUCAAUGUUUUGUACAGUUUUGUUGGAUCAUAUGUCAAACUCACAUCACUCUUUCACCACUCUUCUGCCAACUGUUCGCACAUUUCUAAUGUUAGUGGAGCAUGAUUAUGGGUUCUACCAUUUGAGAAGUUGUCUGCUUAGGAAAACAGAUGGCCUUUGGCAUUUAUUUUCAAAGUUUUGCACCUCCUUUAGCAAAGAUUCUUCUGAUUUGUUAUCCACAUUGUCUACCUCAUUAGAGCUGUUGAGAUUGUGUAUUACACUUGAUGGGGAAUAUACAGACAAUGAAUCAGUUUUGUUUCGGAACAAGAUACCCAUCAAAUGUGAAAGCCCUCACCAAGCUGGAGGAGCCAAAGAUUUAGAUUUUAUCAAAGAAGAAGCUCAACAUGAGGUUGAUGAACUAUCCAUGAAUAAUGGUUCAGAUGAUUCAGAGAACCACUGUAAAACAGAUGUCAGUCCAACAGUGAAAACACAGCCAGCUGAAGAAGUUACAGAAGAUCUAAAGAAAUUACAGACAACUGAUCAUUCAGAGAACCAACUUCAACAGACUGAAAACCAGAACACCCUACCACAUAAUUUACUUGGCAACCAACAGCUACAUCCUUCACCCAAACCUCAAAAUGUAGACCUUGAACCCCCUAGUAAUGAUGGAUUACCUGCAAGGAAACUUGUACUCAGUGUACCUGAAUUGAUACAAGUGGUGGGCUGGAACCGGACAGAUUUACCUAUUCCCUUUGAGGAUGUCAAAAAUGGUGAACCAUCCCACAAAAGACAUCCUAUUUUGCACUUAGAGAAACUGCUUCGAGAGUGCUCCAUAGAAGAGGAAUCUUUGGAAAAUUUACAUGAAAGCGUGGUUGGACUCAUCAGAAUUCUGGAUGAUGAUUCCAACCAGCAAACUGAGGUCAAAGCUGCCGAUAUUGCAGAAAUAAUCAUACCAACACCCGAAACUCUCCUAAACCAAUUUGCUCUGCGACAUGUGUUCACCAUAUGUGAGCCAGAUGAUGACAGACUGUGCCAGGGUUAUUGGCUUUCUGUUCCUACCUCUGAUGAAGCUGAUCAGGACUCAGAACAAGUUACAUGCGAUCUUGUGGAUUUUGCAAGAGAGAAUAUACCAGAUUUGCACCUCCUCUCAGAGUCUGUUCGUUUAUGCCGUCUUCGAGCUGGUCUUGGAGAUGAAGUUGAUGUUGACCGUAUAGAUACUGAAAUUACAAAAAAACGGGCUGCUGGUGAAGAUGCAAAGUACUUAAGCACAGAUGUGAAAACAAGGCGACCAUUUGUCACUCCUAUGCGAGGCAGAGGAUUUAGUCGCCCAGUUCCUCAGCGAGGAGAUCUAUUUCGUUCUAGGCCUCCCAAUACAUCAAGGCCCCCCUCUCUUCACGUGGAUGAUUUUGUGGCUCUUGAAACCUGUGGUGCCCAACCUACAGGGCCCACUGGGUACAACAAACUUUCCAUGAGGGCAGCAAAGGACAUGAUGGCCACGCGCUCGAGAGGGCGGGGUCGGGGCUUUGGCUCGGACCGGGGAAGAUUCUUUGGCUCUGGCCACCAAUAUCGACGGGAAGGUGGACUGCGGGCAGCGAAUCUGCGAAAUGACAUCCCCGGCCCGUGGGGUCCAGGCGGUCCAGGCCCCCAUGAGGGGGUGGGCCAGGGGCAGAUGGGUGGUCUCGGGCCCCAGCGCCAGUUCCGCGCCAUGGACCAGAGGGACGGCCACGGCGGCCACGGCGGCCACGGCCAGGCCCAUGGUCGCAUGUUGCGGCCGGAGGACAAGCUAGGCUCCAACCUGGCCGGCCGGCUGGGGGGCCCCGGACUGCGGGCUGGCGGUGGCGCCAACUGGCCCGGCCACGCCGGCCACGCCGGCCACGCCGGCCACGCCGGGCCUGGACUCGGGGGCAAGGACAGGGACCGCUUCGGGGGCGGCCCGGGCCCCGGGCCCAUGGGCCGCGGUGGCCCCAACAACCGCAGGGACUCAGGGCGGCACCAGCGGACGUUUACUCGUUGAGGACAAGUCUAGUCAGACGCCAGCGACAGAUUAUUGCAAUAAAUUUAUUUUUGUGUUGUUUUGGUUGUAUGGUGAAAUCUUGAACUAACAAUGCCUAUUUUGAAGUGAUUAGUUAUUCCUAUCAAUGGGAUUCAUUUGCCUUUUUAAACACUGAUGACUGUUAGAGCAAGAAUUCACUGUCUGUACACACAUCCUUUUUUUUUUUUUGUGACGCAACAGCUUUGUUGAAAUUCUAUAUUUUAUUCUUGUGGUGAUCAAUUUGUUCAAAGUUUUGUAGCGUAUUCUCAUUAGGAAUUCACCAAUGAUGCUUUUAACGAGAUUUCUCAAAACUGUUGAUAUUUCCUUUUGAACUGUGGCAUUUAAGAAACAUGUUAAAUGUUAUUGUUAUGUACAUUUUAUGUGUCUGUUUCAAUCAUUUGAAAAUGAUUGCUGGAAAUAUCAGGUUCAUUCAUGUUUGUUACAAUGUCAAUGACUUUUUCUUCAUAUUUUUUUUCCUGUAAUAAUUAUGAAGAAGUAAAUUCUUAGUUCGACAUUGCUGUUAUCAUGUUAAGAUGCUAUUUACAUUGUAUUGACCUUUCAGUAUUGAACAUCAGGAAUACAAUAGUACUAAACAUUAUCACCUCAGUCUGAUGUUAAGGAACUGGAAAGAUGUGACUUAUUUUAUUUCAGGAUGCUAAGUCAAUCCUUUUCUCAUGUAUUUUCAAACCUUUUAUCCUGACAGCUGAGACUCCAUAUUUUGGUUGCCUCUUUUUCAUGUCAGCAACCUCUUCUUUUGUGGGUGUUAGUCUAGUCAUGAAAUCCUCCUUGUAUAGUGCUCUCACCCUUCAGCAACUAGUUGUUACGUUUUGUGAGGUGAUAUGCUAUUUCAUGGCAUGGCUAUUAUGUUUCAUAAGCUGUUUAAAUAAGACUGCCACUGUGCAUUUUUUUUUCCUUUUAAAUUUCAAUCUGGUUUUGGACAAUUGAAUAUCAAUUGAAAUGUUUUUUGUUCCUAAUUAAUUUGUGUUUGGGUCUUCAUAGAGUGAUGCUUCAUUUUAAACAUGUUAAGUCCCAUUUUUCUUCCUACACAGUUUCAAUCUUAGACUUCAAGAAAGUUAAACAAUUAUUUUUUCAAAGCUAAUUUAAAAGAAUCCAAUUGAUUUGUUUUCCUUUUCUGUGAUCGAUCAUUCUGGAUAAACUUUGAAAUCCUCAUCUCAACAACUCGUUAUCCAAACACAUAGGUCCCAGAUAAAUUGUGAAAUGCAAAAAGCCGUCUGAAGUUGAUUUCAACUAUGUGCUUGCAUUCCCUACAUUAUGUAGAUAAACCUAAACCAGUUUCCAGUAUUGGGAUUAAGACCAACCAAAAUUUGGAAUUACCUUUAGACCAGUAAGGUUGAACCUUGAAGAAAGAAAAAAACUUAUUGAUUUGCUCAUUUCUAUCUUAUUUAAUUAAACUUAAAAAUAGAACCUGAUUGAAAUGUUUAGGUGAUGGUGAUUGCCGCUGAACAUAUUGUUUAUUAACCUGUUCAUCUACUUAAUCAGAAAUAUAUAUUUUAUAUGUUAAGUUUAAGGCUGAAUGGAUCAUUUUUAUUUUUGUGAAUGCUCCCUCUGGUUUUCCUAAAGUGUAGUGUUAGAUGUAUUUUGCCAAAAGUGUGAUACGUUGGCCCUUUUAUUUUUUUUAUCUGUGGCAUUAUAUCUGCUCCCAAUGGUUUUACCUAAUUGAUAAUGUACUGAGCCCGUAUAUUUAUUCUAGAAAUAUUUUUGGAAGGAGAGAUCAAUUUUGUUGUUGUUGCCAUAUUUUGGAGACUGUUAAUUAAAUGGGACGGUGUUGAUGUA
Molecule: messenger RNA, 10131 nt
Organism: Thrips palmi
Lineage: Eukaryota; Metazoa; Arthropoda; Insecta; Thysanoptera; Thripidae
Gene: vir
Product: protein virilizer
Cellular component (GO): RNA N6-methyladenosine methyltransferase complex
Molecular function (GO): RNA binding
Source: RefSeq, a predicted model, not a curated record